Messenger RNA from Heterocephalus glaber (naked mole-rat), 1160 nucleotides. RefSeq names its product ribosomal protein L15 (gene Rpl15). Gene Ontology annotation, cellular component: cytosolic large ribosomal subunit; ribosome. Gene Ontology annotation, biological process: cytoplasmic translation. Gene Ontology annotation, molecular function: structural constituent of ribosome; RNA binding. The record is from RefSeq and is a predicted model, not a curated record. NCBI's taxonomy places the organism in Eukaryota, Metazoa, Chordata, Mammalia, Rodentia, Bathyergidae.
CAUGAGGUUCUGGGUGGCAGCCGCGUUCCACCGGAAAAGGACUUGCUGAAGUGGGGGAGGAGCUCAAAAGGGAUUGUGGGAGGGAGGCUUCUUCCUUUCCAUCUGGCGGCAGCCAUCAGGUAAGCCAAGAUGGGUGCGUACAAGUACAUCCAGGAGCUAUGGAGGAAGAAGCAGUCGGAUGUGAUGCGCUUUCUUCUGAGGGUCCGCUGCUGGCAGUACCGCCAGCUCUCUGCGCUGCACAGGGCUCCCCGCCCCACCCGGCCGGAUAAAGCGCGGAGACUGGGAUACAAGGCCAAACAAGGUUAUGUCAUAUACAGGAUUCGAGUGCGCCGUGGUGGCCGGAAACGCCCAGUUCCUAAAGGUGCGACUUACGGCAAGCCUGUCCAUCAUGGUGUUAACCAGCUAAAGUUUGCACGAAGCCUUCAGUCUGUUGCUGAGGAGCGAGCUGGACGCCACUGUGGGGCUCUGAGAGUUCUGAAUUCUUACUGGGUUGGUGAAGAUUCCACAUACAAAUUCUUUGAGGUUAUCCUCAUUGAUCCAUUCCACAAAGCCAUUAGAAGAAAUCCUGACACCCAAUGGAUCACCAAACCAGUCCAUAAGCACAGGGAGAUGCGUGGGCUGACAUCUGCGGGCCGCAAGAGUCGUGGCCUUGGAAAGGGCCACAAAUUCCACCACACUAUUGGUGGUUCUCGCCGUGCAGCUUGGAGAAGGCGCAAUACUCUCCAGCUCCACCGUUACCGCUGAUAGAAGUAAUGUUUGUAAAGUUCAUAACCUAAUAAAUAAUAAACAAUUUAGGACAGUCCCGUCUGCUUAAAAGUGUUAUUUGUUAAGUAGUCUGCUGAUUAUUUCAUGAAUGCUUUGUCAAAUGAAAGUUAAAGUGCAAUAAUGUUUGAAGACUAUAAGUGAUGGUGUAUCUUUGUUUUAAUAAGCUUUUUUGUCUUCGCUUUAUCUUAUUGGGGAGUUAUAUGUCAGUGUUUAAACAUGCUGUGUGGUGUAUGUAAUAGAUGUAAAGUUAUUUAAAAGAGAAGUGCUAAAACUAGCCCUGUAGAUCUGUUUGGUGCAUGUAAUGAAACCUCCAGCUUUAUUGGAGUAAUGCAAUGCUCUGCUGUUUUGAAGUGGCUGGUUUUUUGGAGUUUGGCAAAUACAAACUUGAAAUCAGA